Saprolegnia parasitica CBS 223.65 is the source of this 1414-nucleotide messenger RNA. RefSeq lists its product as hypothetical. The transcript has a single exon. Lineage: Eukaryota; Oomycota; Saprolegniomycetes; Saprolegniales; Saprolegniaceae. Bases 1 to 1377 code for a protein of 458 amino acids. Gene Ontology annotation, molecular function: acid phosphatase activity; metal ion binding. The record is from RefSeq and is a predicted model, not a curated record.
AUGCAGCUCUCCAAGUGCCUUGCUGGUCUUUCGCUUCUCGCCGCGACCGCCGCGACGUCCGUCUCGCAGGUCCACGUAACUCUCUCGUCCGAAGUCGUCGGCUGCAAGGACGGCGUGUCGAUCACGUUUGCAAGCGACGCGGCGGCGCCGUUGACGCUCACGUACAGCGCAGGCAGCACCGAGAAGACGGCGACGACGACCAUCAACUCGUACAAGGUCGACGACGUCAACUGCACGUAUGCCUCGCCCAACUUUCACACGGCGCAGCUCUGCGACCUCUCGGCCAACACGCAGUACACGUACUCGGUCGGCUCGUUCAAGGAAACCUUCAAGUCGAUUCCCGCGAAAGGCAAGAAGACCGUCCUCUCGGUCAUCGGCGACGUGGGCAUUGAGCACAUCCAGGACACGAUCUCGAACCUCGGCAGCGACCUCAAGGGCUCGACGCCGGACGCGGUCGUUGUCGCUGGCGACUGGGCGUACGCCAACGGCUUCCACGCCGACUGGGACAAGUGGCUUGAGGCGACGCAGCCGCUCUUCUCCAAGGUGCCGCUCCUCGGCAUCAACGGCAACCACGAAGUGAUCCAGGGCAACGGCGUCAACUACGACAACAUGUGCAAGCCCGAGUACUACUUGGCCUACAGCAACCGCAUCGUGACGCCGAUUUCGGCCGACGCCAACAAGGAUCUUCGCACGUGGUACUCGAAGAAGAUUGGCAACAUCCACGCUGUCUUCCUCGACGACUACACGGGCAUCCUUGGCGCUGACAACAUUGGCUCGGACUACUGGCUCACGCACCGCAACCAGCAGCUCGACUGGCUCAAGGCGGACCUCGCGAGCGUGAACCGCGAAGAGACGCCGUACCUCAUCGUCUUCAAGCACAACCCGUACUACAACACGUGGGCCAACCACCAGUGUCAGUGCUCGCCCGUCAAGUUUGAGAUCAACGAUGUCGAGGCGUGCUGGAAGGGCAACUACUACACCAACUCGACGGCCACGAGCGGCAAGCUUGGCGGCCCGCGCAGCGAGCCCCACUGCGGUCUCCAGGGCAAGUUCGAGGACCUCUAUCUCCAGUACGGCGUCGACGCCGUCAUGGCCGGCCACGUGCACGCGUACGAACGCACGGCGCCCAUUUACAAGAACAAGAUCACGGCCGGUGCCCCGGUGUACUUUACCGUCGGCACGGGUGGCCAUGGUCUGUACCAGGGCGCGAUCUCGCCAAUCCCCGAGUGGUCCAAGUCGACGUCGAGCUCGCUUUAUGGCGCGUCGCGUGUGGUUGCCGACGAUGAGAAGCUUACGAUCUACUACCGCGCCAACGGCGAGACGACGACGAUCUUUGACUCGGUCGAGAUCAAGCGCCGCACCAAGCCCGCGUGCUAAGUGUUUCGAUGGCUGCUGUAUCUGUGCAUAUUUCCAC